Molecule: messenger RNA, 494 nt
Organism: Topomyia yanbarensis
Lineage: Eukaryota; Metazoa; Arthropoda; Insecta; Diptera; Culicidae
Product: tRNA N6-adenosine threonylcarbamoyltransferase, mitochondrial-like
Exons: 3
Coding region: 166-453 (95 amino acids)
Source: RefSeq, a predicted model, not a curated record
CUCAAGCCAUAAACGUCAAAACGCAACAACAAGAAAAAACGCCAUAACAAAGUAAUUAAGUUAAAAUUAUGAAGUUUUCUUAGGACUAGUCAAAAUUUAGUAGUGGAAUUCUAUGUUGUGUUCUUAUAUUCAAAUCACAUUUUUACAAAACAAAUUUGUGUUAAAAUGAUAAAAUUAUCAAGGCUUGCAAUGUGCAGGAAAUCUAUACAAAGGUUGUGUCACAAUGAAGCGCAACGCCCUUAUGUUCUUGGAAUAGAAACAAGUUGUGAUGAUAGCGGUGCUGCAAUUGUUAGUAGUGACGGCCAAAUUCUCAGUGAAUAUAUUAAUUCACAGCAAAACAGUCACUUGAGAUCGAGCAGCAACCAUGCGGACACACAUCAUCGAACACCAGCAACAGAAUACCAAGGUCACCAUGGUCAGCAGCAGAACGCAGUAAUAAUGGGGCAACAGUAAACAACAUCAAGAUGCUGGUAAAGGACUUUCUCUUUCGGUAA